Molecule: messenger RNA, 1341 nt
Organism: Fomitiporia mediterranea MF3/22
Lineage: Eukaryota; Fungi; Basidiomycota; Agaricomycetes; Hymenochaetales; Hymenochaetaceae
Product: Creatinase/aminopeptidase
Exons: 7
Coding region: 1-1341 (446 amino acids)
Source: RefSeq, a predicted model, not a curated record
AUGUCCACCUAUCCUAAUCCUGACAGAAAAGAGUACCAGACUGAUGGUCGUGACUUACUGUCUACACGCAAAGAUGCUGCUGACCGUUUGCCAACUCGAUCUUCUGACCGCCUGAAAAGUCUGUUUCUUCCAUCUUCACCUACUUUCAAACAUCUUGCCUCUCACUGUGCUGACGUCAAGCCCAUAACCGCUUUCGAGUUUCUCACACGUCAACAGUCUCUCGCAGAAGCUCUGCACGUACUCAAUGCGUCGGCCUACAUAGCAGAACCAGGAGCAAAUGCUCAGUUCUUCGGGAAUAUAUCUACUGGCACCUGGUUUCUCUCGGAACGUCCUUUAUUAUUGAUCAUUACACCGGACAGCGAAUCUAACGGCAGUGUUAAUCCUCGCGUUUCAAUCCUCACUCCGUCCUUUGAAGCAACACGCGCACGAUUGCUUGCUGUUCCAGCACAGGGAAAUGUCUCGUUCUUUGAAUGGCCAGAAGACGUCAAUCCUUACGAGAUUGCAGUGUCGGCGCUUUCCGAUAGGACGGGCCCUAUCUACAUAGAUGGAGGGAUGCGGAAGUUCAUUGCGGAUGGCCUAGCUUCUGCACUACCGAAUAAUACGGUUCUAUCUGCUCCUUUGGAGAUACGUUCAUUGCGUGAAAGGAAGUCUCCUGCUGAGAUAGAACUUCUUCGCUGCGCAAGCGAGGUUACAUUAUUAGCCAUCCGUGCGGUCAGAGAAGAGCUUCGAAUUGGAAUGACCGAAAGCGAAGCGCGAAGACUCAUGACAAGCGCGCUCUCCGAUGCAGACUUGUCUGAUCCCUUUGUCCUCGGCCUUUUUGGAGAAAACGCGGCAUUACCGCACGGAAGCGGUUCAGACCGAGUCCUCGGGAAGGAAGAUUACAUCCUCUUUGAUACAGGUGGAAUACUCCACGGAUAUCACAGCGACAUCACAAGGACUUUUGCACUAAAGGAGUCGACCAUUCCAACGGAUCACUUGGAAGUCUGGUUCACUGUGCAUGCCGCACAAUCUGCAGCUCUUCGCGCCGCUCGAAAUGGAUCGCUCACACGUAGGGUAGAUGAAGCCGCUCGUACCGUAAUCUCUACUGCGGGCUACGGAAAAUUCUUCACUCAUCGUCUUGGCCAUGGCAUUGGCUUGGAAGUGCAUGAAGCGCCGUACCUCCGAGGUGGCAGUUCCGACAUCAUUCGUCCUGGACAUGUGUUUACCGACGAACCCGGAAUAUAUAUUGAAGGGAAAGUGGGUGUACGUCAUGAAGACGCCUUCUAUGUGUCAGAGGACGGAACUAGCGUGCUUCUUACUGCUGGAGUAGGCGGUCAGGCGAGCUCGCCAUGGCGCCCAUGA